Messenger RNA from Dracunculus medinensis (Guinea worm), 1107 nucleotides. NCBI's taxonomy places the organism in Eukaryota, Metazoa, Nematoda, Chromadorea, Rhabditida, Dracunculidae. The record is from the annotation of a GenBank genome assembly.
CUUCGAAAGCGUUUGCAUUUUGGUUUUCUUUUUCAGUCUAAUUUACGAUGGAGAAGACUCGAUGAUGUCGCAGAAUCAUUGCGAUAUUGGCUAAGGAAUAUUUCUUUACCCAACUUGAUGAAAGAACAGCUUCAUUAUGGCAUCGGAGAAGUUUUUCGGGAGAUUCAAAGAUGGGGUGAAAAACAUUCGAGUUUGUUUGACGAUGAGAAGCCAGAAUUUUUGAAAACUUCGAAACUUCUCAAACCGAACAGGAGAGAACAUUUGCGCUUAUUUUACGACUGUAUUAUAUGGAAGAAUUUAGAAUUUGAAAUCGAUGAUUACGAAACAGCAAACAAUAUAAUUCUGUCAAAAUGCAACGAUUGGCCACAAAUGCAGUUUCAAUUUGCUUGUGCUUAUGCGAUAUUGGAUAUGCUCAAAAAUGUCGAAAUGUUUGAUUCGAUUCGACUUAAGGCUUUUUCGCGAAAGCUUUCGAAUCAUUGCCUCUAUGAUUUUUGGAUAACAAUUCUUCGCGAUUCAGCCGAGUGGGAAAAAAUGUUCGCUUCAGAUGCCAUUGUUCCAAAGCAAAAAUUAUCGCUUGCUUUUCAAUUUGCUAUCACCAAUGGAUAUUUUGAACUUCUUUAUUUCAUAUGGAAGCGAGUUACAGAAACACAAAAAGAAUAUAUAGGAAUACUUCAGUGGAGACAAGUGUGCUUUUUGGCAAAACAUCGUGAUGUUAUGAAAUUUCUUUGCAAUAAUUUGUGUAAAAUCAAUGUGAGCAGUUUAGCUGGGACUACCUGGAACAUAUUUUAUUCGUCGCUUCAUCAGUCUAUUGAGAAUUCCGUCAAUGAAAGAAAAAAGAUCGAUAAUAUCCGUAAAAUGAAAUUUCUUCUUGAAAAUUGCUGCCCACUUUUAAGGAGUGCUUUGCUCUCGAUGGAAAAUUUCAAAGCAAUCACGGACGCAUUUGCUCAUAAUCAAUCGGAAAUAUUUGCGCUUUUUUUGGAGUAUCUUAAUCCUGAACAGCUGAGUACAGCGCGUGAAUAUAUUGAUCGAAUAUAUGACCGAAAUGGAACUCAAGAACGGCACGAAUUUCGACAGUGGCUGAUUAGAAGACAGAAUACCAUUGAUUAA